AACAUAUCGAGUUUGGGCUCAUUAAAUUCGUCUUAACACAUUCUGUUCAUUUCUUCUGAUGACGAGGACCUGAUGAUGGACUGGAAGGUGACUGAUGGACCCGGGACUGCCUACUGGCUCAUUACAUUCGUCUUAAUAUAUUCUGUUUAUUUCACUUUAAAGGGGGGUAAUAAAAAAGUCUAGCAAUAGUGAAGCUCCCCACGCUUUUUCAGUUAUUAUUACAUAUAUAUUAUUUUUUUAUUUUAUUUAAAAUCAACUAUAAACAUGGCUUACUAUAGCGCUAAUGAAGUAAACAGAGAGUAUACUCUGUUUAUUUUUGACUUUUUAGUGCUAUAAGUAAAAGCGUGUUUUUAGUUUUUUAAACUAUUAAUUUUAAUUAUAUUCCUCAUCAACGUUACUAUAUGAUUUCAUUGUAAUGCACAACCAUUGCUUAAGGCAUUACCCAAAACUUCUUUAGUUAACAAUUUUCCAGAAGAAACUUAAUAACUUCCGGAAAGUUACCAUGCAUUGUUUUUGAUGAUUUCGCGGAGGAACAAAGCCUCCCUGUUGGUGCGCUCUCUUCGUUAUAAAAAUCAAUAGCAUUAGUGAGUCCGUACAAACGAAUUAUACGAUUGUCGCUGUGUGCGUCGGCUGGCUUUCGAUGUGCGGGGAAACAAAAAAAAAACCACCAGCGAAAUUCUUGUAAUAAAAAUCAAUCGGAGCGGAGAGAAGGCGCCGCGCAGGGCGCCGGCCGGUCGCCACCCUGCCUGCCCCCACGCCGCACGAUAUACUUAUACUGCAUCUACCCCCCCAAUCGUACAUAUUCACUUACUUCCUAAUUUUUAUGAGGAAUUCUUUGCGAACAAUGGCAACGUACCAUUCUCGCGAACGAAAUCGAGUUGCGAAAUCGCGCCUCGAAAACUCGUUCCGAAUUCCGAUGCGCUCCUCUCGCAGGAGGCGGGAGGGAGCGCGCCCGCGGCCGCGGCCGCCGCCGCCGGUUCCGGCAAAAAGGCGUUUGUUUUUAUUUCUUCGGCGCGAAAAAAAAUGAGCACGCGCCCGCCCUGCACCUCCUAAACAUGCGCCACGCAGCGACGCAGACUCGGCCGGGUGUGUGCCGUGCCUGAUUCACUUUCAUUUGCGACAUCUCAUCGUACCCGAAGGUCACCGUGCAGCGCUCGCCCGGGGCACGGGUGCUUGCGCCGCCCUCCGCUGACCGACUAGGAUGCCGGGGCCGCAGCUCGACGCCACGAGCGUCAAGUGUGAGCCGCCGUCGGAUGCGGAGGACAGCAACUCCCAGUAUUCGCACGUGUACUUCAGCCAUCAGACAGGGCUGGAGGAGCUGGCGCCCGCGGGGCCCGCCGCCACGCCGGUGUGCGUCAAGCAGGAGCCGGCGGAGGCGCCAGCCCUCACGCUAGAGAAUCUGGAACCCGCGCUCUCUACUAACUGCACGGGUUCUACAUUGCUGGACCGACAUCUUGCAAUGCUUAACUCCACCGAAGUGCCUGACUCAUCAGACUUUAUGCCUCUAAUGGCAAAAGAUGAACCACUAUCUGAAGGAGAACAACAACAGUUCAGCGGUGACGACACAAGCGACUCAUGCAGUCAAACGGAGCCGUUGCAUACGAGAAGCAGCCCGAAGAGUUGGACACAGCGUGACAUGGAUAAUGCAUUGGAGGCUUUAAGAAAACACAAUAUGAGCCUUACUAAGGCUUCCGCGACUUACGGUAUUCCGUCCACUACGUUAUGGCAGCGAGCACAUAGGCUUGGUAUUGACACGCCGAAGAAGGAAGGUGCUUCUAAGUCCUGGAGCGAAGCGGAUCUACGAGGGGCACUGCACGCACUCAGAGCCGGCGCUAUAUCCGCGAAUAAAGCUAGUAAAGCAUACGGUAUUCCAAGCAGCACGCUGUAUAAGAUAGCCCGGCGCGAGGGUAUCCGGCUGGCGGCGCCGUUCAACGCCGCGCCCACCGCCUGGCGCCGUGCCGACCUCGAGCGCGCGCUCGCCUCCAUCCGCUGCGGCGCCAGCAGCGUGCAGCGCGCCGCCUCGCAGUACGGCAUCCCCACCGGUACCCUAUAUGGAAGAUGUAAGCGAGAAGGCAUCGAGCUGUCGCGGUCUAAUCCCACGCCGUGGUCUGAAGACGCCAUGGGUGAAGCAUUGGAAGCGGUCAGGGUAGGUCAGAUGUCCAUAAACCAAGCGGCCAUCCAUUACAACCUCCCAUAUUCCUCACUGUACGGCCGCUUUAAGAGAUGCAAGUACCAAAUUCAGGGUCACUCAAUGCAUCUAGAUAUGCAGAAGUCAAUGGAAGUAGACCCACAGACGCAACAGCAGGAUAUACAAUAUUAUCAGCAACCAAUGCCAGUUCAGGUUUCUCAUCCGAAUGAACAAGAACAUAAUAUACAAAAUCCCUACUUGCACCACAGCGUCCAUAUGAGUGAGCAAGACAGCAUGAUACAAGAACAUUACGGGCAAGCGAUUUAUUACGGCUGCAACAGCAUCAUGACCAGUUGAGGGUACGAGUUUCAAGGAGUACCUUGACCUUGUGCAUUUUAAACUUUUAGGCUGUGCUUAUUUUUUGUUAUGGGAACGCUUUAAGGGAUAUAUUAUUAGCAUAGAAUAAUGAGAAUUUCGUAUAAUAUCUAACAUAAAAUUUAUGAAUUGACUUUCUGGGAAAGAAACCGUGUAUCUGGUUUGAAAAAAUCCAUGUCAUGUACUUGGCUAUUUAAAAAAAUCAAUAAUCUUAUAAGCGGAGUAGAAAGAGCCAUAAAUUAAUUUAUUUGAGUUGUCUUUUGACGUAUAUUAAUGAUUCAACGAGCGUUUAAUAAGUUUUUAUUAAACUUGAAUAGUCAAUAUUUUUAAUAAGUUUUAUUGAAUACACACUGCUUAGUGCGGCCCUGCAUUAUUCUGCGUAAGUAGAAACUUGCUCGAAGGUUGAUGAAAAAAAAUGCAAGUACUUAAUUAGAAACGAUAAUAAAUUAGUAUAAGGAGUUUAAAAAUUUGUAAAUGAAACGAAAUACGUAAAUCUGAUGCUCUUUUUAUAGCUGUACAGUGGUGUCGAUUCUGACAUGAAUCUCUAAACCUAAACUUAAAUUAGACAACAGUGUAUCCUUGUCAUUUCCUAUACAGAAUAAAAAGAAGAAACUGAUGUUAAAUUUAGUUUUAAGUUUAGAGAAUCAUGCCAGAAUUGGCACCGGUGUCGUCUAAUUAUAUUAUAGAUCUAGUCAAAUCUUGGCCUGUUGAUAUUUUUAUAAUGUAUUUUUCGAGUAAUCUCAUGUAACUAAAUAGGUACGUAGUUUUAAACGAAAUUGUGAGUGGUUGUGUCACUUUAUUAUAAGGACUUAAUAAUUUUGUGCAAUACUUUUUAGAUACUUAGCUAUAGGAAAAUCAGACAAUUUGUAGCUGUUGUCAGACUAACGUUUUGUAAGUAGAAUUAGAAGUUAAACAUUUCAAUAACAAAAAACCUGUAUAAAAGCAUUAUUUACAACAAGUCAUAUUGUAAUAUUAUAUAAAAAGGUUUUUUGUUGUUUUUGGUCAUUUUGUACAUUUAGAUCUGAUCUUUAAUAUUUGAGAACUUUUAGAAUUACUUUUUUGUAGUUAUGUUUUUAUUUUUUUAAACAUUUAACUGCUAGAUGCUUAAAUCUAAAGAAAAAUCUUACUAGAAAAAAAAUCCACGCGGACCAGGCA
Messenger RNA from Chilo suppressalis (striped riceborer), 3658 nucleotides. The record is from the annotation of a GenBank genome assembly. NCBI's taxonomy places the organism in Eukaryota, Metazoa, Arthropoda, Insecta, Lepidoptera, Crambidae.